GUGAGCAGGCGCGCGGGCCCUUCUGCGCAUGAGCAGUGGUGCUCCGAGCCCGCCAGCCACGGUCUCCGGCGCCAGCUACGCCGUUGCCCCUGUCACUAUGGCCCAUUACAAAGCCGCCGACUCGAAGCGCGAGCAGUUCCGGAGGUACUUGGAGAAGUCGGGGGUGCUGGACACGCUGACCAAGGUGUUGGUAGCCUUAUAUGAAGAACCAGAGAAACCUAAUAGUGCUUUGGAUUUUUUAAAGCAUCACUUAGGAGCUGGUACCCCAGAAAAUCCAGAAAUUGAGCUGCUUCGCCUAGAAUUGGCAGAAAUGAAAGAGAAAUAUGAAGCUACUAUAGAAGAAAAUAAAAAACUGAAAGCAAAGCUUGCUCAGUAUGAACCACCUCAGGAGGAGAAGCAUGCUGAAUAGGAUUCUUCUCAGUUGAAAAGACACUGAAAAAUGGUUUUGUAUGACUGGAAUAGUUUGUAUAGUAUAUAAUCUUUUCUGAACAGAUGCUAUAAAACUUUUAAUAUGUUAAAUUCACCUAUCACACUUUAAAUGUUAUAAACACAUAUACUUAGAAUCACCAAUAAAAACUCAAUAUAACUUUCUUUGGGUCUUAAAGCAGGAGAAUCCAAAAAAAGUAAAUCCUGAAGGAAACCUAAACAGCCAUCUAAUUCAUUAAAAGAUGUUCUAUUUAUUAGUCUGAUUAGGAGUAAUAGUACUGGUUGUAUAUUACUCAAGGAGGUUUAGCAUGGAGCUGUUCCUUGGUUUAGUUCAGGGUAUGAGCACAGGUACAAUCACGCUUUACAAUGAAGAUGAGUGUUUAUAUUCCCUGUAGGCAACCGGAGAAAUCUGUGUGACAUACGAUGCUUUUGCAUGGGUUCCCAUGAAUUUUCUGCUCUUGUUUAUAUAAUGCGGAACAAGUAACUCUUCUUUGCCACCACUUUGCCUUAGAUAACUAUAUGUGUGUCAGUUUGAACUCUGACACCCCUUUUUUCUUCUAUGCAAUCAUGCCCUGAUAAUGUUGCCUUGCUUUGCUAUGUACUUUAGUGGGUCCUAGUUGCUCAUUAGCCCUUGUGUGUUGUUCAUUUUGCAUAAUAAUGCAGAUACCCUGAUUGUAAUUUAUAUAACUUUAAACAGGAUCACACUGUUACCCUGCCUUACCUAGUUGGGCAUAUAUGAGGGGAGGCUGGGUGCUGAAUUUUUAGGCCAAAGACUGAUACUAACAUAAAUUAUUUACUAACUGUAGAACUUUGGGCACAUCAGUUAACCGCUCUGAGAUUUACUUUCCUCAUCUGUUAAAUGAGAAGAACAUCUGUGCUGCCUACCUCACAGGGUUGUUGUGAGGGUCAAAUGAGAAUGUACGUGAAAGAUUUGUAAAUGGUAAAGCACUAUAUUCUUGUUUUUUAGUUCUUUUUCCUUUCUUUUGGAAGACUUGCUGACAGAUACUCUGUUGAUCAUUUACUUUCUUUCCUUACUGGUAGAUUGCCAUUUUAAAGAAGUGUUCCUAUUUCACAUAUUCUAUCUCUAGUGUUAGAGGACUUGUCUUUAUUCUGAGAAUAAAGGGCUGAGCAUA
Messenger RNA from Heterocephalus glaber (naked mole-rat), 1559 nucleotides. It is a transcript of the gene Mycbp, whose product is annotated as MYC binding protein. Gene Ontology annotation, biological process: regulation of DNA-templated transcription. Gene Ontology annotation, cellular component: nucleus. NCBI's taxonomy places the organism in Eukaryota, Metazoa, Chordata, Mammalia, Rodentia, Bathyergidae. Gene Ontology annotation, molecular function: transcription coactivator activity. The record is from RefSeq and is a predicted model, not a curated record.